Molecule: messenger RNA, 707 nt
Organism: Aspergillus vadensis CBS 113365
Lineage: Eukaryota; Fungi; Ascomycota; Eurotiomycetes; Eurotiales; Aspergillaceae
Product: U6 snRNA-associated Sm-like protein LSm8
Exons: 2
Coding region: 390-707 (105 amino acids)
Biological process (GO): mRNA splicing, via spliceosome
Cellular component (GO): precatalytic spliceosome; U4/U6 x U5 tri-snRNP complex; U6 snRNP
Molecular function (GO): RNA binding
Source: RefSeq, a predicted model, not a curated record
CAACAUCCCAGGCCAGACCUCGUUGCUGUUCUUCCUUCCACCGAUAUACCUUGUCCCUCACGAUUAGCGCGUCCUUUACACGACUCUCCUCAUUUGUACAGAACAGCUGGCCGACUUCGGAGCUUAGUGUGCAGAUUCCCCUCCAGCUUGACGAUCGAAACCGGGCGACGAAGUAUUUGCUGCGAGUCAAGCUACUAGCUUCAAACCUAGUGCAAACAGAGUGCAUUCGACUUUGUUACGGAACUGUGGUUAUUCUUCGGAUCGCCUUUUCUACGACUUGACUGGGUUAGGCGACCUCGAGUGGUGGUGCGAUUUUCGUUACUUGGAUUGUUUUUCCGUUCGGGAUACCGGUGCUUCAACAGUACUUCACCCUCGCACAUUUGAUCAUCAUGUCGCUUCACUCUUAUAUCAACAUUAUUUUUGCCCGGCGUAUAGAGAAAGUAUGCAUCCUGACGGUUGACGGCCGCACACUGCUGGGAACAUUACUCUCUACCGACCAGCUAACGAACCUGGUUCUCCUGGACACGAUCGAGCGAAUCAUCCGCACCCCCGACGACCCGGAACCAAGCUCCCAGAUUGAGCAUGGGCUGUAUCUGAUCCGAGGCGACAACGUUGUUUUAUGCGGAGAGGUUGACGAAGCCAUUGACAAUGACAUCGACUGGACGAAGGUUAGGGGAGAAGUGGUCAAAGGCACCAAGAACGCAUGA